Molecule: messenger RNA, 3957 nt
Organism: Lotus japonicus
Lineage: Eukaryota; Viridiplantae; Streptophyta; Magnoliopsida; Fabales; Fabaceae
Exons: 2
Coding region: 1-3957 (1318 amino acids)
Molecular function (GO): nucleic acid binding; RNA-DNA hybrid ribonuclease activity
Source: RefSeq, a predicted model, not a curated record
AUGGGUAGAGCCGAGAAGAGAAGAGCCGUCAUCGAUGCACUGAUGAAAUUGAAACCCGAAUUGGCCCUGUUACAAGAGACGAAAUUAGACUCCACUCGAAUCAAGACUUUGGAGUCAUUUGCCAAGGCUGUGAGAAUGGAGAGUGUGUUCAUACCUACCACAGGUUCAGUGGGGGGAUUAAUAACACUGUGGAACUCUGCUAUUUUCACUAUGGAAUCAGUAAGUAAAAAUGAUAGAUUCAUCGGUCUUCUAGUCAAGUCAUUAAAAGAUUCCCUGUUGCUCUUCAUUGUUAAUGUCUACGGCCCCAAUGUAGAUAGUGAAAGGUAUGGUUUCUUCAAUCUAUUGACUGAGGCUCUGAAUGUGAAUAAUUGUUGUACCAUUCUGGGUAGGGAUUUCAAUGCUAUCCUAAAUGAAGGGGAAAGGACUGGUACUCAAGGAGGAGUGGAGACCUGUUUUUCUGAAUUUGUAGCAGGCUCUAAUCUUAUUGAUCUACCAUUGCAAAAUGACAAAUGUACUUGGUACAGCUCGCGUUUGGGAGGAAUUUGGAGUCGCCUUGAUAGGUGGCUAGUGUGUGAAGAAGCCAUAAACAAAUUCGAAGGAAUAUGCCAAUCGGUGGAAAAUUGGGAAUUAUCAGACCAUCGACCAAUUAUACUAACUUUGGGAGCCAUUAAUUUUGGACCCAAACCUUUCCUGUUUUAUAAUCAUUGGCUCCUGGACAAAGAAUUUGAACAAUUGGUGUCACAAUGGUGGUGCUCCGCUACAGUUGUGGGUUGGUCAGCCUAUGUACUACAACAAAAAUUGAAAGGACUGAAAUCAGUAAUAAAGGAAUGGAGAGGCUAUGCUGGCUCAGCUAACAGGGAAAAAAUAUCUGCUCUAGAAACAGAAUUACAGGUGACAAUGGACAGAUUAUCCUUAGAAGGGGCAGAUAUAACACUUAGACAGAAACGGCUGUGCAUCCUCGAUGGUUUAUGGCAAGAAUUCAGAAAGGAAGAGACUCGUUGGAGGCAGAAAGCCAGGGUUAAAUGGAUUAGAGAAGGGGAUAGAAACACUUCCUAUUUUCACUCUACGUGCAAAAUCCGUAUGGCCAAGAAGCAGAUAUCUCACUUAGUUGUUGGGGGGGCAGCUGUUGAGGAGCCUAAUAUGAUCAAAGAAACAAUUUUCAACCACUUCCAAAACUUCUUCACUAGGGAUAAUAGACAAAGGCCGAAAAUAAGAUGCACAAAUCUUCCAAAGCUGAGUCAUGAGAAGAUGCACGGGGAAGCUAGUAAAAGGCCUAAUGCUACCUUCAUAGCUCUAAUACCAAAACAUAACAAUCCCUCGGCUGUCACUGAUUUCAGACCUAUCAGUUUGAUCGGUAGUGUGUAUAAAUUGGUCUUUAAGGUGCUAGCAUCGAGAUUACAGGGAGUUGCCCCCUUGCUGGUCUCAGAGAACCAAUUUGCUUUCACACACGGGCGACAAAUCUCUGACUGCAUCCUUAUUGCAAACGAGGUGGUAGAUUUCUUGAAAAAGAGAGAAGGCGGAGGAUUUCUAUUAAAACUUGAUUUUGCCAAAGCAUAUGAUAAUGUGGAGUGGGGUUUCCUAUUCGAUAUCCUCAAGGAAAUGAAUUUUGGUGAGCGAUGGAUCAACUGGAUUCGUACUUGUGUCUCUACGGCAACUUUGUCAAUCUUGGUAAAUGGCUCUUCUACAAGCUUCUUUGAUAUGGAAAAAGGGCUUCGACAAGGUGACCCGUUAUCCCCCCUCUUGUUUAAUUUAUGUGCUAAUGGACUCUCUUGUAUGUUGAACCAACUCUUAGGAGAAUUUCUCUUUAGUGGUGUGAGAAUUGGAACCGGCCUAGCUCUGAACCACUUACAGUUUGCGGAUGACACGCUACUGUUCUGUGAGAAUGAUGAAAACCAAAUAGAUUUGCUUUGCAAUGCCUUAUUGUCAUUCCUCUUUGCGUCUGGACUCAAAGUAAAUUUGCAGAAGACACUUCUAAUCGGGUGUAAUGUUGAAGCAUCAGAGGUGGAAAGAAUUGCUGGCAUAUAUGGUUGGAAUAUUGGCCAAUUGCCAUUACUCUACCUUGGUGCCCCCCUAGGUGGGAAUCCUCGCCGUAUCUCUUUUUGGGAACCAAUGCUGGAUAAACUUAGAAGGAAAAGGCGGACAUGGAAUUCAAAAUUCAUCUCUCUAAGCGGCAGAUUGACGUUGAUGAAGGCAGCACUUUGCUCGGUUCCUCUAUUCUUAAUGGCUGUAUUCAAAGCACCUAUAAAGGUCAUAGGGGAAGUGGAGAAAAUUUUACAUAGUUUCCUUUGGGGAAAGGAAGAGAAUGGCAGAAAAAUCACUUGGAUUCCGUGGUCUUUGAUCUGCAAAUCUCAUGAACACGGGGGUCUUGGUCUUGGUUUCAUUGGGAGGAAGAACAAAGCUCUUUUACUUAAAUGGGCUUGGCGCUUUGGAGUAGAACACAAAAGCUUGUGGAGGAGACUACUCAUAGCUAAAUAUGCACUGGACCCUAGACUACUGUUCUUCCACGUGGCUAUGGUGGAUGCAAAAAAUUGGUCCAUUCUGAUGCAAGACAUUGUGAACAUUUUGUAUGAAGACUCCCUGGUAGCCAAAGGAUUGAAAGAAGGACUCAUUGUCAACAUUGGAGAUGGAUCAAAUACCAGAUUCUGGGAAGAUCCAUGGGUAGAUAUUAUGCCACUUCGAAACAGAUUUCCUCGGCUGUUCGCCAUGAGCUCGAACAAAUUGAGCAUGGUGGCAGAAGUGGGAAUUAUUGUGCAAGGGAAAUGGACCUGGGACCUAGCAUUCAGAAGAAAUUUUUUUGAUUGGGAAUUGGAGAUACAUAGCACCUUCAUCAACCUUAUAAACAAUCAUUUUCCUUCAAGAGAAUCCAGGGACCACAUAUGCUGGUGUUUUGAAAGCUCCGGGUUAUUCUCAGUGAAAGGAUUAUGCAAGUGGAUAGAGGACAAGGUAAAUGAAGGAGAACAUUGGGCAAUACCAUCUCAGGUGAAGAAAAUAGUCCCACCUAAGGUGGGAUUGCUAUUUUGGCAGGGGUGUUAUAACAAGAUAGCUUGCAAACAAAAUCUUCUGAGUCGUGGGGUUUCUUUGGAGGACAAUGGCAAUUGCUCGCUAUGCUCCCAAGCUCCUGAAACAGUUGAUCACCUUUUCCUACACUGCUUGCUGUCUUGGAACAUGUGGAGCGACAUAUUAAAAAGAGAAGGCGUUGCAUGGGUACCUCCAAACUCCUUGGUUGAUUUAGCCAAACAAUGGGACUUCCUCUGUGUUAAUUCUGAUCCUAUCUUAUGGAAAUUAAUCCCUUAUUCCCUGGUUUGGUCCCUAUGGGUCGGAAGAAACGAUUUGGUAUUUAGAGAUAAAGUCUUCAACAGAGAAGAAGUGUGGGAUAUGCAUGUUAUGCGAAUUGGAUGGUGGGUGAAAGCUAAAUGGAAAGACUGCCCUUACAACACUGAACAAUUUAACGCAAAUUUCUGCAAUAUAAGAAUGAAAAUGUCUGCGGUGAGUGUUAGGACAACAACUUGGCAACCUCCAACACUAGGUACCCUCAAAUUUAAUGUUGACGGUGCAUCUCAAGGCAAUCCCGGACCUAGUGGUCUGGGGGGAGUUCUAAGAGACCACCAGAAUAGGGUCUUUGGUUAUUUCUCUAUCAACUCAGGCUUUGGCUGGGCUUUCGAAGCUGAGGUUCGUGCUAUCCUCAAAGCUCUUCAAUUCUGCCAGGAAUUCAUGGUUUAUGAGGUGUAUAUAGAGAGUGAUUCGACUGCGGCGGUGGGAUGGAUAAACUCCAAGUUAAAUAGGCCAUGGAAACUCCUAAAUGAACUAAAUCAAAUAGACUUCUUGCUGGAGCUAACUAAAUGUUCCAAGGUGAGCCACAUCUAUAGGGAAGCAAAUGAGACGGCGGAUUCCUUGGCUAAAGUUGGCUGCAAUCGGUCCAACUCUCUCUGGUGGUGUGCCAACUCAUUGAGAGCAUGA